Messenger RNA from Podospora pseudopauciseta, 5295 nucleotides. RefSeq lists its product as uncharacterized. The record is from RefSeq and is a predicted model, not a curated record. The transcript has a single exon. Lineage: Eukaryota; Fungi; Ascomycota; Sordariomycetes; Sordariales; Podosporaceae. Bases 1 to 5295 code for a protein of 1764 amino acids.
AUGGCGUGGUGGGACUCACGAAGACAGAGCCGCCAGGCCCCAGCAUCUUUACCUUCUGCGUCUUUGGACGAUGGCCUUCUCGCUGCUGUUCGUCCUUCCCCACGGCUACGAAAGCGAUUCUCUGCAGGCGAUGCCUUCCCGAGGCUUGACUCCAUCAACACCACCACGACACAGCGCCACACCACCUUGGACAUGGACGAGAGAGCCGUGCUAUCGCCCGUAGCUGAAGAAAAUGCGGAGUCUUCCAGGUCACCAGCGCUUGUGAUCCAGGUCGAAAUCUUUUUCACCGAUCCUCUCAUCCGAUCUCGCUAUGCACGGAGCUAUGCGAGCUCACCUACCUUCGAAGCCAACAACAGGAUAUGCCGCGGGCUCGUGCGCCGCAUCGAGCGCUGCUCAGAAGAGCUCAUCACCAGAAAAGACUCAAGCGCCCUCACCGACUUCUCCGAUGAGAGUCACGAGCCCAAGCCCUCAAGGUUCGAGCUCACCUUCCGGAUCCUGAAAAGGGGCAGGGGCGAGUGGGCCGAGAGGACAUAUCGUUCUUACCAAAAGCAGCCCCUGACGGUUGGACAUACCAAAGAAAUCAUAUCGGCCGCCCACAGGAUUGUUGGUCUUUAUCUCCGCAGGCACGACCAGGACUUCAGAUGGCUCGACCACCCCGUCUCAGACCAGGAAGCCGAAGAGGACCAGGUCGCAGAUCCAUCUCGGGAAGCACCAUUGUCCCUUCUCUGCAUACCCAACCCACGCUUCAUCGAAUCCGCGCAAACCUUUGAGUUCGUGUCCGGCUACAAGAUCGAACUGACCUUCCAGAGCCGAAAUCCACAAAGACGGGUGCCUGUGGUGAGGAAGUCCAUCACGCUCGACAGCAAGCAAGAUGCCCCUCUGACACUGUUCAUGAGCGAGGAUCUGCUGUGGAAGGGUGUCCAGGCCAUCAACACAGCGCUGGAUGCAAAGAAGAGGGAAUUUGACCACCACUUCAGCCGACAACAGGACGGCCAGCACUCAUGCCAGGGCGCUCUCGAGAUCGAACUCAGGAUAUCUAACAACCUCGGCCCGUUACACGACAACAUCCACAGAGAUAUCAAGAGCAGUCUUUUGCUGUUUUUCGAUCCCGAGGCCCGCGACUGCACCGCUUUUCUCGACAAUAUCGAAGGAAUCCUUACCGCGACGAGGGACGAGAUCGACGCCAAGGUCAACGAUAUGGAUGACUUCGUGUUCAGAAUUCGCGAGCUGAAAGGCGCAAACUGGAAGCUGAAGGACCCGGCAAGAUUCAAACUCGGCUCCAAGUCUUCGUGUGGGCGACGAACGAUCCAAGCAGUCCUCGACCGCAUCCAAACAGGUGUCGGCGACAUCAUUCGCGGCCACAAUAUCUCCAUCCAUAUCGAUGCCCACAAGAGAGGCCAUCUCGUUCUCGACAAGGCCAUUGUGGCUCAUGAAAAACGUGGGAGGACCAAGGAGAACUUUGCCUCGCCAUCCGAGGAGGAGGCCACGUUCCUCUCGAGGCUCAAGGCUCGAAUCCAGCAAGAUAUCGACAGGGUGUUGGAGGACACCUGUGCGAUUGACGACAUCCCAGAUAUUGACGAAGAAGAGGUCUUUAUCCGUCCUUUCACUCCCGCACGGCAAUCCGCCCCCGUCCCAACGUUGGCGUCUGCGAAAUCGUCCUCAUCUUUACGGCCGUCCACCCCUCUGCCACCAUUAGUGCCUGCCAAGUCGUCUUCCUCGUUACGGUCACUCGUGUCAUUGCGAUCACUAGCAUCUGGCCGAUCAUUCGCACCAACGCAACCGCCCACGCCCAGACAGUCACCAAGCCCUGUGAGAUUUGAGCGGGCUCCGUCAGACGUUUCCGUAGGGGAACAGCACUCACCCGAAAGAAUGCCAUCGUCGCCAGCGCCCCUGAAUCCUCCUUCCACAAAAAUGGCCAGGCCCAUCUCAAUCCCCGUACAGCCAACGCCACAGUCGUCUCCACCAAAGCGUCCACUCGUACAGCGCAUCUUUUCGCUCAGUCGUCGAUCCUCAGAGUCGGUCAAGGUUGUCGACCAUCUCAAGCCGAAGUUGAGCAAUGACCCGUUUGUUGCCAACAGCAGCAGCCAACCUAGCACACCAGCCAGCUCUGCAGUGAGCGAUCGAAGCUCCCAAUCUGCGGCUGGGGAAAACUCUACUGUCGAGGACCAAGCAACCCCGACUGCUGCGGCCAAAACCAAGCCUUCAAAGCGGCCCUUUUCUCUGUUUCGCAGGCGAUCUCGUGCCAACGAUGUUUCGACUCUUGCAAAGGGGAUCGAAAAGAUCAAACAGAGUGGGAGAAGUCGGGCCGCUCCAGCGGAGCCGAGCAAGGCAACGCCAUUGGAAGUGCUGUCAGAGUCACCGGAGCCUGGCCCUAAGACUAGCGGCGAUGUCCUGGGCGUGAUGAUGACGUCGAGUGAGGGAGACGAGAGUGCAGCAACUCGCCCCGCAGGGAGCGUGCCUGUGGCCGAAGCUCCUAUAACAUCAUCCCAGAAUGACGACAGAAACGAAGCGGCAUCGCGGUCAGCUGCCCGUGAACCCACCAAGGCGAAAAUGGACACCCCCGAAGCCUUUGAGGAUGCCAGAGAAUUCGCAAUCAGCCCUGCCAUUGAACCCAUCGUCAAGUCGGAGACCUCGAGCUCUUUUCUGACGGGUGAUGUGAGUCCGAGAUUUGACGAGUACUCAACUGCACCAUCAACGCCAGACCUGAGCCUGGGCUCCAAGAACUCGUCGCCCCGACACAGCCUCCUGACCACACCCAUCUACGUGCGGACGAGUUCGGGCACGAACGACAUUGCGGUGCGCAAGUUCGAUCCCGAGGUUGAGGCCGAGGUGGACGACUCGGAUAUCACUGUGCCCAAGACAGAACUGCCCACCCCUCUCGCAGCCGAAGAGCUUCCGAGCAAACACACAGCUUUGGAGGCAUCAGUCCGAGACGACGAAAAAGAAGGGGAACCAGACCAACGCGUGGCGCAACCCGGCCAAACACAGGGGCCCGGAUUUACUAUGUCCGAACCCGUCGAGCCUCAACCAACCACAUCCGCCCCAACACCACUUACAACAAAAGCCCCCAAUAACAACAGCAAUGCCAAUUCGACAAACAGCUCAUCAACUGCAGAAAAAGAUUUUGGCUAUGAAAACCUCGGUGCCGAGAAAACUGCAGGCUCCGAAGGUUCCAUACCGCGCCGUCCGGACUUCCCCACCAAGCGACUCCGGGACCCGGCUCCGACCCCUAAUCAUGAUCCUCCCAAAGCUUCUGAAAAUUUAGAUGCCAGGAAAACCUCGAGUCAAGAUGUCGAUCAGGCUACCGGCAACCAAGUCGGUCCCGCUCGCGGCGCCGAGGGGCAGCCCGUGGCACACAAAGACAAGUCCAACGUGACCGAAGCUGGUCCCGACGGCCACCGGGCCCAAGCGGACGGUGCCAAUCCGGGAGCCGUGCACAAAGUUUCUCCAGACACGGGUAGCACAAGGGCUCCGAGUGCUGUCACCGGCUCCGAGGAAAAGGGGACUGAGCAGGUGGCUGAGGAGAACGGGCCCGCAGAGUCUCAGAACUCGAGCAUUCCUGAUAAUGUCGGUUCCGACAAGCACGCCGAUGGGAGCAAUAUUGAGCUUGAGUUUCCCGAGGGUGAUGUAUGGGAUGAGCUUCGGGAACGAUAUGGGACCCAGGCCCAGGCCGAGAUGAGGAGCAAGCGGCUCGGGAGCAAUAUUGAGUUUGAGUUUCCGGAUGCUGGUGUGAAGGAGCAUCUUGAUGAGCGUCGCGGUUCCAGGCAGGAGCCCGAGAAGGUUCGCAAGGGGUCCGAGAUUGACUUUGAGCAUUCUGAGGCUACGGUUGAUGAAUAUCUUGCUCGGGACCGCGGUUCUGGAGUGAAGCAUGAUGACUCGGUUGCGACGAACGGGGCUGCUCGCGAGAAGAUUAGUGCGUCCUCGGAGCCGGCUCCUUGUCCGGGCAAGGUCUCUGAUAUCCCAGAAAAGACCGCGGUCAAGUCAUCGGAGCCGGCAGACUUGCCAACCGGUGCUGAUAUCGAGAAACCGGGACCAGCCCGGUUGUUCGCAGAUGUCGAGGUGGCGAUCCAUCAUGUCGUGCCUGAGAAGAGGACCAAAGACUUCGAUAUUCCCAUCCCUGAAAAGAGAGUCAGACUUUCCGUGUCUGAGACCGCUGUUGUCGGUGAUGUUCUCGCUGCCGAGCCGGCGUCUGUUCCCGCAGCAGCUGGCGACGUUGAAACCGAAAAGUCGACCACGGUGCCGACUGACAGCCAGGAUGUUGAAGCUGCAGCUGAGGAGCAACUCGCUGCCGAGCUCGAAGUCCAGGCAAACGACAACGUCGAGGAUGUCUCUCCUCCCGUAACCGAAAAGACAAUCGAAGCCGAACCUGUCAAAGAGCCCAUCGUACCCGAAGUGGCCAAAGAACUCGCCGAGGAAUUCGAAGUCCAAGUCAGCCCCGAAGGAUUGUCGUCGGAAGAAGUGAAGAAGGCCGAAACAAGAACAGAAACAGCGACAGCCCCCCAAGAUAUUACUAGGUCCGCCACCGACCUCGGCCGUAAAGAUGAGCCUGAGCCGGAGCGUUCCGGCGCUGAGGAGCAGCAUCCUCCCGUGGUAACACCACCUGUAAUCUCCGUCAAAGAAUUCGACACCAUCACUACCACCACCGAAACAGAAUCCCCCUCUCACCCAGUAGCCACUCCAGACAUCUCCCUCCUCAACCCCAACCCCCGCCAUUCCACAUCUACCUUCUCCUCGGGGUAUACCACCCUCUCCGACACCUCCUCCUUCAUCUCCCGCGGCUCAGUCGACACUUUCCGUCCCUCUUUUGACGAAUCCUCCACCCCGUUCGGCGACGAAGUUCGACUCCCACACUUGGACUCCCCCCACGAUCACGAGCACACUCACCCCACUUCCCGUCCCCAGACAGCUGGGUAUCUCGGGUUGAACACUCUGCGCACAGAAUCGAGGUUUAUUGAGCUCGGCCUUCGUGGAGCUUUGGGAGACCAGUCUAAGAGAUUGAGUUUACCGCUGAAUCAGCAUUGUUUUUUUGAUCAUCCUUUGCCUCAUCAUCUUGGGGCGGAGGAGGCUGAGACGGGGAGUAUUGCGGGGAGUACGAAGUCGGGGAAACUGAGGAAGAAGGAUCGGCAUAGGAAGGUCAAGUCGGCGAAGAUUUUUAGUCAGCAUGCUGAAGGGGAGGACAAGGCAGGAGAGAAAGGAGGGGUGAAGGACGGGCCGGAUGCGGCGGCUAUUCCAAAGAUGAUGAUGUUGUUUGCUGGGGCGGUGGCUCUCGGGAAGUUUUUUAGGGGUGGUCAAUGA